Geosmithia morbida is the source of this 2652-nucleotide messenger RNA. Its product is annotated as NADPH-dependent curcumin reductase CurA. Gene Ontology annotation, cellular component: membrane. Bases 1 to 2652 code for a protein of 883 amino acids. Gene Ontology annotation, molecular function: carbohydrate:proton symporter activity; oxidoreductase activity. The transcript has 10 exons. Gene Ontology annotation, biological process: carbohydrate transport; transmembrane transport. NCBI's taxonomy places the organism in Eukaryota, Fungi, Ascomycota, Sordariomycetes, Hypocreales, Bionectriaceae. The record is from RefSeq and is a predicted model, not a curated record.
AUGUAUCGCAUCUGGAACAUUUAUGUGCUGGCCGCCUUUGGCACAAUUGGCGGCAUGCUCUUCGGCUUUGAGAUCAGCUCCAUGAGCGCCUGGAUCGUCUCACCCCAAUAUCUCGACUACUUUAACAGCCCUGGCGGUACUGACCAGGGCGGCAUCACAGCCUCCAUGUCGGCUGGCUCGUUUAUGGGCGCUCUCGUCGCAGGAUACCUCGCCGAUAGGCUGGGCCGUAAGGGCGCCAUUCAGAUCGCUUCCAUUAUCUGGAUCGUGGGUGCCAUUCUGCAGUGCUCCGCCCAGAAUAGGGGUCAUCUCGUCGUUGGCCGUAUCGUUGGCGGUCUGGCCAUUGGCAUCACCAGCUCCCAGGUGCUCGUGUAUUUGGCAGAGCUGGCGCCGUCAAAGAACCGCGGCGCUAUCGUCGGUAUCCAGCAAUGGUCCAUCGAGUGGGGUAUCCUCAUCAUGUACCUCAUCUCAUAUGGCUGCUCCGUUUCCAUCCCGCACCCGUCCGCCUUCCGCAUCGCCUGGGGCCUCCAGGCCGUCCCUGGAAUUGUCCUCUUCUUCGCCCUCUUCUUCUUCCCCGAGUCGCCGCGCUGGCUGGCUAACCAUGACCGCUGGGAGGAGGCCCACGAGAUUCUGGCCAACCUUCACGCCAAUGGAGACCUUAACGAUGCCGUCGUCAUUGCGGAGCUCGAGGAAGUUCGUGAAGCAGUCAAGAUUGCCGCCGAGUCCAAGGACAUUGGCUACCUCGGCCUGUUUGCUCCUGGCGUGUGGAAGCGCACCCUGGUAGGCGUCAGUGUCCAGGUUUGGCAGCAACUCUUGGGAGGCAACGUCAUGCUCUACUACCUUACAUAUAUAUUUAGCAUGGCUGGAAUGACUGGAAACAUUGCCCUCAAGUCGUCUAUCAUCCAAUACGUCAUCUUCCUCGUCACAACUGGCUGCGUUCUGCCCGUGAUUGACCGCAUUGGUCGUCGCUGGCUGCUUCUGGUCGGUGCCUUGAUCUGCGGCGUUCUUCACUUUACCACUGGCGCCGUCAUGGCUGUACACGGUCACCACGUGGACAGUGUCGAUGGUAAUGAGAUCCUCAAGUGGUCUAUUAGUGGGGCCCCUGCAAAGGCCGUCAUCGCCCUAGCCUAUAUCUUUGUCGGUGUCUACGGUCUGACGUGGGCACCGGGGGCAUGGAUCUAUGCAGCCGAGGUAUUUCCUCUCAAGUACCGAGCAAAGGGCGUCGGCCUCGCUGCUGCUGGUAAUUGGAUUUUCAACCUCGCCCUCGCCUUCUUCGUUCCUCCGGCCUUUACCAACAUUCAGUGGAAGACGUACAUGAUUUUUGGCACUUUCUGCAUCGCCAUGACGGGCCACAUCUUCUUCACGUACCCCGAGACGGUCCAGAAGUCCCUCGAGGAGAUUGACACCAUCUUCGACGAAAACAUCCCCGCUUGGCACACUACGACACAGGCCACGUUUGAGCAGAAGGUUGCCGAGGUGCAAGCUACAGGUGGCCUCAAGGAGAAGGCAAGCAUUUUCCACAAGGAAGAGGGGCAGGAAAAGAACAAGACAAUGUCGCGAGACAACCUGUCUAUCCGCCUGGCCGAAAGGCCGACAGAGGAGAUCAUCCCUGGAACGACCUUUGUCACCAAGACUACCCCUGCUCCUUCGCCUAGUGACCUCAAGGAAGGGGAGAUCCUCGUCGAGCUCCUUUACCUGUCUCUUGACCCUUCUCUCCGUGCUCAGCUCAAUGACCGUCGAUCGUAUGUUCCUCCGGUCCAGAUCGGCGCCGUCAUGACGGGCAUCAGCGUUAGCCGCGUGCUGGCGACCAAGUCGAAGCUCGCUGCCGUGGGCCACUUCGUCGUCGCCUCGGCCGGGUGGCAGCAGUACGCCAUCCUCAAGGACGGCACAUUCGAGCCCCAGGCCCUGUACCCAGGCGUCACCAAGCCCGAGGAGAUGCUCUCGGUGCACGGUCUUACGGGCAUGACGGCCUGGUACGGCAUGACGCAGAUUGGCGACCCCAAGCCCGGGGAGACGGUGGUAGUGUCGGCCGCCGCUGGCGCCACCGGCAGCUUCGCAGGACAGAUUGCCAAGAUCAAGGGCGCUCGAGUCAUCGGCUUGGCUGGCUCCGAUGACAAGUGCAAGUGGCUGACUGAGGAGCUGGGAUUCGACGUCGCCCUCAACUACAAGGCUGCGGACUUCAAGCAAAAGUUUGACGAGGCCACCAAGAAUUUCAUCGACGUCUACUUUGACAAUGUCGGAGGAGAGAUUCUCGACAUGUGCCUCCUCAGGGCCAAGGAGCACGCCCGCUUCGUUGCCUGCGGUGCCAUCAGCCAGUACAACUCUUCCAAGCCGGUGGGCAUCCGUGCCCUGUCCCAGGUCGUCACCAUGCGCAUCCGCAUGCAGGGCUUCAUCGUCUUUGACCACCGCGACCGUUUCGCCGAGGCCCGUGCCGAGCUCAACAAGUGGCUCGCCGACGGCAGCCUUAAGAAGUCCGAGACCAUCGUCAGGGGAGGACUUGCCAAGGCUGAGCAGGCCCUCGUCGACCUGUACCACGGCAUCAACACUGGCAAGCUCAUGGUUGAGGUCAAGGACCCCAACGAGACGCCUGCCAAGCUCAUCAUUCCUUCUGGGCGCAAUGCCAUAUUCUGUGUCUAUCUCGAAUGUUCAUAUUAA